Molecule: messenger RNA, 185 nt
Organism: Staurois parvus
Lineage: Eukaryota; Metazoa; Chordata; Amphibia; Anura; Ranidae
Source: the annotation of a GenBank genome assembly
UGCCCCAUCAUAGGUAUCAGUGGGAGGAAUAGUGCUCCAUCAUUGCAUAUCAGUGUUAGGAACAGUGCCCCAUCAUUAGUGUCAGUGGGAGGAAUAGUGCCCCAUCAUUGGUGUCAGUGGGAGGAAUAGUGUCCCAUCAUUGGUGUCAGUGGGAGGAAUAGUGGCCCAUCGUAGUCAGUGGGCGG